AUGUCUGCGGCGGCGUGUUCGUGGGGUCACACGGAGUGGACGCCGUACGAGGUCCUCAACGUACCGCCGUCGGCCCCCAUCAAUGACAUUCGUGCUGCUUUCAAGCGCAUGGCGUUGCACACGCACCCUGACAAGGCAACGGUGACGACGUCAGAUAAAAGGACGAGCGACGGCGGGACGACGUCGUGCUCAGAAUUUGCAGUUUCCUUUCACAUUGUGAAGGAGGCGUCGGAGAUUUUGCUUGACCCGUACCUGCGCGCCGCCUACGAUGCCGCCCGCUCCCAGGCGUUGGCGCGCGAGGUUGGCGCUGUCAGUGAUACCUACGCUCUGAUGGACGACUUUGUUCGUGUAAUGAUGGACGGUGACGAAGGUGAUGGGCAGCGCGUGCAUGUGUACCAGCGUGAGUGUCGCUGCGGCGGCGUCUAUGAGGUGGCUCUGUUUCCUGAGGCACCGGCAGGGAGUGGCAAGGACGAGGAUGUGCCGCGGACGUACUUGGCCCAUACGCUAAGGUGCGAGUGCGAUUCGUGCUCACUUGUGGUGGAGGUGGUGGCGUAG
Messenger RNA from Leishmania mexicana MHOM/GT/2001/U1103, 555 nucleotides. RefSeq names its product putative chaperone protein DNAj. Lineage: Eukaryota; Euglenozoa; Kinetoplastea; Trypanosomatida; Trypanosomatidae. Bases 1 to 555 code for a protein of 184 amino acids. The record is from RefSeq and is a predicted model, not a curated record. The transcript has a single exon.